UGUCGGGGAAUACUGGGCGCGAAUUCGAUAAGUAUUGUGGUGGCCCCCCCCUCAGCUGUGUUGUGUGUCCGGCUGCUGCGAAGCAGUACGUUAGGUUAGGUGCCAAAAUGUCUAAAAGGAAAAGCAGCUCCGUCAGUGACAAACCCCACAAACGGAUCAGACCUGUGGAGGAGGAAGAAGUGGACGAUGCAAAUGUUGAUGCUAGUGACCAGGAAGAUCGUCCACUGAAUAAACAGGUGCAGGGUGCUGGUGAGGUGGUGAGUGACGCAGGGAUUGUGGAGAGCAUCACUUUGAAGAACUUCAUGUGCCACUCUCUCCUGGGUCCCUUCACUUUUGGUUCCAAUGUCAACUUUGUUGUCGGCAACAAUGGAAGUGGAAAGAGUGCUGUUCUGACAGCUCUCAUAGUUGCUUUAGGUGGGAAUGCACAGGCCACAAACAGAGGAUCAUCCCUCAAGGGUUUUGUGAAGGAAGGAGAAAGCUCUGCUGAUGUAUCGAUCACCCUGCGAAACAAAGGAAGGGAUGCUUUCAAACCUGAGGUGUAUGGAUCAGCCAUCAUUGUGGACCUGAGAAUAACACGUGAUGGGUUGAGAACCUAUAAACUAAGGAGCAAAUCAGGUCAACUUGUUUCAAACAAAAAGGAAGAGCUCCUGUCCAUACUGGACAAUUUUAACAUACAGGUCAACAAUCCUGUGUCAGUUCUCACUCAAGAGAUGAGCAAAUACUUCCUCCACUCAAAAGGAGAAGGAGACAAAUAUAAGUUUUUUAUGAAAGCUACCCAACUGGAGCAGAUGAGAGAGGACUUUGUCUACAUCAAAACCACCAAGCAUGUCACAGAGGAUAAAGUUGGGCAACAUAGUGAAUGCUUGAAAGACUUGAAGCGGAAGUACAUGGAGAAAGAGGACCGUUACAAGAGCCUGACAUCAUUAGAUGAAAUGCACACAAAGCUGGAAGAGUUGCAGAAGCAAAUGGCUUGGGCUUUGGUGAGUGAGUUGGAGAAGGAGACUGAGCCAAUAAAGGAGAAGCUGCAGUCAGACAGACGUGCUACAGAGAAAUAUGAUGAGAAGGUGGAUGAGUGGAAGAAAAAGGUCGAGGAGGCUGAGAAGAAGCAAAAGCAGAUCCAGGAACAGUUGGAGGGGAUCACUCAGCAGCUCCAGGAGCUCCAGCCCAAAUGUGCUGAGCUCAAGGCUGAGGUCCAAAGACAGAAUACCCCUCUUAAGACGAGCGAGGUCACUGUCCAUAGAUGCAAGGCUAACCUGAGGGACCUUGAAAAGGACAAGGUUCAGCUGUCCACCAGGAUAAAUGAUCUCAAGCUGAGCAUCAGUCAGACAACAGGUGCAGAGAGCCAGGCCAGGACGAAGCGUAUGGAGCAGAUACAGGCUGAGCUGGAAGACCUGACACACCAGAUCUCCACCCUGGGCCAGCAGAUUGACCAGUAUCACCUCGCUUGUGGCCGUGCCAAAGAAGAACAAGGAAAAAUGAGGAGAGAGCAGGAAAUGCUCCAGAGGUCCAUUGACGCCAACAGAAGAAAUCUGCAGACAAUGGAGAGCAGUCGGUCCAAUCGCCUGCGCCGUUUUGGUGAGAACAUGCCAGCACUGCUCAGCGCCAUCCAGGAAGCCCUGAAAACGGGACAGUUCAAGCAGAGACCUCGAGGACCUCUGGGUUACCUUAUUAACCUAAAGGAUCCAGAGUUGGCCCUGGCUGUAGAAGUAUGUGUUAAAGGCCAGCUGAAUGCCUUUACCUGUGAUAACCACGAGGAUGAGAAGGUGCUACAGGGCCUCAUGGGCGAAGUGUUCCCUCCUGGCCGUAGACCUGCCAUCAUAACAAGCCAUUUUCUCCCACAUGUCCACGAUACAAGAAAGAGGGCUGUGAAUCACCCCGAUUACCCCUCCGUGCUUCAAGCUCUAGAAAUUGACGACCCAGUUGUGGCCAAUUGCCUGAUUGAUCAAAGGGGUAUAGAGAGCAUUCUCCUCAUUAAGAAUCGUACAGAGGCCCGGAAAGUAAUGCAGGGAAAAAGCCCUCCACUGAACUGUACCCAGGCCUUCUCGAAGGAGGGAGAUCAGAUCUUCAGUAACCGCAGUUACACUGCUGAGCAGACUAGAGCCAACUACCUCUCGGGAGAUGUUGAGGAGGAGAUAAGGCACCUACAGAGGGAGAUCGAGAAUCAGAAAGGUCAGGUGACUCGCUUCCAGCUGCAGAUGAAAAGGUUAGAUGAAGACAUCAAACAGAACGAUGGUCUGCUGAGAAGAACCACCGUAGAGCAGAAGACAACCAAAGAAAAGGCAACAAAGCUACAGCUGGAGCUGACAGACCUACAAAAUGUGGAAGAACCUCAGUCAGAGGACCUCAGGCCCCUGGAGGAAGAUCUUCAGGAGAUUGUUGCCAAGAUCUCAUCCAAGCGGGCUGAAUUAGAUGAGGCACAAGCUCAGAUGGCUAAGCAUAAGGCCUCCUAUGAGAAGGCAGAGCAGAAGUACAAGCAGCACAAAGAGCAGAUCAACAUAGUCGCUGAGGAGGCCGACUCAAUAAAG
Micropterus salmoides (largemouth bass) is the source of this 2525-nucleotide messenger RNA. RefSeq lists its product as uncharacterized. Gene Ontology annotation, molecular function: protein binding; ATP binding; single-stranded DNA binding. Gene Ontology annotation, biological process: chromosome organization; double-strand break repair via homologous recombination. The record is from RefSeq and is a predicted model, not a curated record. Lineage: Eukaryota; Metazoa; Chordata; Actinopteri; Centrarchiformes; Centrarchidae. Gene Ontology annotation, cellular component: nucleus; site of double-strand break; Smc5-Smc6 complex.